Molecule: messenger RNA, 1431 nt
Organism: Cydia fagiglandana
Lineage: Eukaryota; Metazoa; Arthropoda; Insecta; Lepidoptera; Tortricidae
Exons: 3
Coding region: 259-1431 (390 amino acids)
Molecular function (GO): catalytic activity
Source: RefSeq, a predicted model, not a curated record
ACUCCAACCUGUAUUUGCUUACAAGAGACUAAUUUCUCUUCUGAUUAUUGUGCGUCAUUAAAAGGUUUUGAACACUUCUUUAAAAACCGGUUACAAGGUAACAGAGCCAGUGGCGGAGUAGCUAUUUUCGUGAAACCCUACACUUUUCCAGAACAAGUUCGUUUAAAUACACAUUUAGAAGCCUGUGCAGUCCAAAUAAAGUUUCCCUUAAAAGUUACAAUAUGUAGUAUAUAUCUUCCGAAUAGUAGUUCCUUAAAUAUGAAUGAUUUAAAUGAUUUAGUCAAUCAACUACCUCCCCCAUUCAUCUUGUUAGGCGACUUUAAUAGUCAUCAUUAUUAUUGGGGAUCAGAAAGAUGCGAUACUAGAGGUCGAAUAAUAGCCGAUUGGUUAGACUCUCAUGACAACAUAGUCUUACUAAAUACAGAUCAACCCACACAUUUUGAUAGUAGCACAGGUCGCACAAGUAAUAUUGAUCUAACAAUAGCUUCACAAAAUAUUGCUUCAUAUUUUGAAUGGAAUGCUUUUGAUGACCUAUAUGACAGCGAUCACUUUCCAAUUUUGGUUAAAUCCUUAGUCAAUGAUGUAACACCUACCUCCAAUUGUAUGACAAAAAGAUGGAAAUUCCAUGCAGCUGAUUGGUCGCAAUUUCGAGAAGAAAUUGAUAACAAUAUUAGUAAAUUAAUUGACUUGGAUCACGAUACCGACAUUACUAUUAAUGACAUAGUUACCAAUUUUUCUAAUUUUAUUUUGGAAGUAGCAGAAAAAUGUAUACCUAAGUCUUCAGGCAAUUGUAAAAGAAAGAACUUGGUACCAUGGUGGAACGAAGAAUGUAAAAUAGCUAUUAAAGAAGCAAAAAAGGCUCAAAGAUUAUAUUAUAAAUGUGCUAAGAAUGAUCAUGAUUCAAAAUUAAAAAUUGAUUAUAAGAAAAAGAGAUCUAAAGCUAGAAGAUUACUUAAAGACAGUAGUAGAAAUUAUUGGGAAAAGUUUAUUUCAUCUAUUAAUAGUCAAACACCAAUAGGUAUUCUGUGGAAAAAGAUCCAAAAAAUUAAUAAGAAAAAUAUUAGAUGGGACACUAUAGUAUUGCAACAUUUAGACGGAAUUUUAAGUGCUGAUCCUGUUGCAAACGCAGAUCUACUGGCUAAGACAUUUGCUUCAAAUUCCAGUUCUAUAUUUUAUAAUUUUAAAGCUUCACAAGAGGUUCAAAGUAAAUUUGAUAUUACUGAUAAUUCUAAUAAAAUAAAUAAGGAUCUGUCCAUGCAUGAGUUAUUAAUCCUUAUGUCAUCUGCCUGCGUGGGCCGCACCAGACGGCUCAUGUCCACCUACGCCACGUGCGAGCCUGUACUGACGUCAUUAACCCUUCAAACGACGAAUACGUCAACUGACGCGCGCGACUGCAGCCUCCUUGUGCUUUCCAACAAGGUCACAGAAUAA